CUUUCAGAUUCAUUCUUUUUUUCUUUUUGAGAAAUGAUUCCUGGCAAUUCAGUGCUAAUUAAGCAAGGCGCUGAGGCUCGCGUAUUCUAUUUGUCUACAUUUCUUACUUUACCUACUGGAUGCAUUGCUAAACAAAGAUUUAAAAAGACAUAUCGUCAUCCUGAUCUUGACCAGCAACUUACUGCAAAGCGAGUCAAUCAAGAAGCUCGUAACUUACAAAAGUGUAAAAAGGCUGGAAUGGAUACCCCAACUGUCUAUUUUAUUGAUAUUCCUGAAUCUACAAUUUAUAUGGAAAAUAUCGUUGGUAUAACUGUCAAACAAAGACUAUUAGAUGAUCAGCACGAAGACUACAAGAAUAUUGAUACGGAUUUGUUAGCGCAAAAGAUUGGCACAUCCUUAGCAAAGAUGCACAGUGUCAAUGUUGUUCAUGGAGAUCUCACAACUUCAAACUUGAUGAUAAGAAAAGAAAACGACUCUUUGGUCGUCAUUGACUUUGGGCUGAGUUACACAUCUGUAUUGGUAGAAGACAAGGCAGUCGAUUUAUAUGUUCUCGAACGCGCCUUUUCAAGUACUCAUCCCAAAACAGAACAAAUGUUUGCCAAGAUAUUGGAACAUUAUGCUGUUUCUUAUAAGCAAUCUAAAGCUAUAUUGUCAAAGCUUGAUGAAGUGAGGUUACGAGGACGUAAAAGAAGCAUGAUUGGUUAGAAGCGCGUCUUUUUAUUGUCAUAGAAAUAAAAUUACAAGUGUAACA
Rhizopus microsporus ATCC 52813 is the source of this 751-nucleotide messenger RNA. Its product is annotated as tp53rk protein. Gene Ontology annotation, biological process: protein phosphorylation. NCBI's taxonomy places the organism in Eukaryota, Fungi, Mucoromycota, Mucoromycetes, Mucorales, Rhizopodaceae. Gene Ontology annotation, cellular component: nucleus; cytosol; EKC/KEOPS complex. Bases 34 to 705 code for a protein of 223 amino acids. Gene Ontology annotation, molecular function: protein serine/threonine kinase activity; ATP binding. The transcript is spliced from 6 exons. The record is from RefSeq and is a predicted model, not a curated record.